AUGUUGUGCCGUCCUCGGCUUGUAACAGAAUUCGAGCAGUGGCUCGACUGUCGACCCGCGGGCUAUAUAGUCUUCAGCGACGGCUCCAAAACAGACAGUGACACGGCCGGAUACGGCUUCGCCGUAUUCUACCAUGGACAACUUCUGGAUUGGGGUUCCGGACAGCUGGGACGACGAGAAGUAUUCGACGCCGAAGUACACGGCGCGCUUGCUGGACUGAAAGCGGCCAUGCAACAGAACAGCCGUCUCGAGCCGAUCACAGUCUGCAUGGACAACACGUUCGUGGUCGACUGGAUCUGCCCGAAGCAUGCCAGUUUCAUGAUACCAUUCCUUAUAUAG
Beauveria bassiana ARSEF 2860 is the source of this 339-nucleotide messenger RNA. Its product is annotated as reverse transcriptase, RNaseH. Gene Ontology annotation, molecular function: RNA-DNA hybrid ribonuclease activity; nucleic acid binding. The record is from RefSeq and is a predicted model, not a curated record. Lineage: Eukaryota; Fungi; Ascomycota; Sordariomycetes; Hypocreales; Cordycipitaceae. Bases 1 to 339 code for a protein of 112 amino acids. The transcript has a single exon.